AUGGACCCCGAACAACUUCCUAUCGCCGAGAAGCGGCUUCUCAACGCCCCAGUGGAAACGCUAUCAUGGAGCGGGCUGACAGUCACCGUCAAGGAGGGCAAGACCGGCCAGCCCAAGACGCUCGUUGACAAUGUUGAGGGAAUCAUGCAAGCUGGUGAAUGCUGCGCUGUCAUGGGCCCGUCGGGGUGCGGCAAGACCACAUUCCUAAAUGUGCUUGCCCAACGCCCCAUCAAGGCAGCCCAGGUUACGGGGCAAGUCCUCGUGAACGGCGUUGAGCUGCCGAUCAACGUCUUCCGCCACGUCACGUCGUUCGCCCAAGACCACGACAUUUUCAUCGGCGCGCUGAACGUGAGAGAGACGCUCCACUUUGCCUCUCGUCUCGCGGGCGUCCCUCGUGGGGGGCCUGGGGCCGAGGCCGAGGCCGAAGCGCGCAUCGACACGCUGCUGGCGUCCUUUGGUCUCAGCAGCUUGGCGACCCAGCGCGUGGGGACCGGCAUAUCACAUGGUCAGAAACGACGCCUGACCGUGGCCAAGCAACUCGUCACAGGCCCUGGCAUCCUCUUUCUUGACGAGCCCACGAGCGGCCUCGACUCGAUGGCCAGCUGCCACGUCGUCAGCUACCUCAAACAGCUUGCAAAGCAAACAGGUCUGAUCGUCCUGGUGGACUACUACGCCAGUAUCGGCGUGACGGUCCCGGAGCGAAUGAACCCGGCCGACUUCCUGCUCGAGUUGGUGAACACGGAUUUUGCCCAAGCCCAAAACGAAGCCGCGGUCUCGGAGCGCAAGCGCGUGGCCGAGCUCGCGUCUUGCUGGCACAGCUCGUCCUUCCGCCAACAAACCGCCGCUGCAGUGACUGCCUCGGUCAAGCUCGUGCCAGGACUCGCUGGUCUCACUGGUCUCACCCCUUCAGGCCCCGGGUCUAAUCCGCCGUUUCUGACCCGUCUGGUGGUUCUCAUCCACCGAAGCUUCGUCAAGUCGUACCGCGAUGGCUUGGCAUACACCUUGCGGCUAGCCAUGUACGCAGGGCUGGGUCUGUUGGCGGGCACUGUCUGGCUGCAGAUGGACCGCGACGACCAGGACUCGAUCCAGCUACUGAUCAACGCUUUGGUGGUUAGCUGUGGCUUCAUGUCUUUCAUGGCCGUGACGUAUGUCCCCGCUUUCAUUGAGGACUAUCGUCAGUUCCGUCUGGACCGCCGUAAUGGCCUGUAUGGACCCGGUUCCUUUUUGCUGUCCAAUUUCGUCGUGGGGAUCCCCUAUCUGUUUCUCUUCUCCGCUGUGUUUUCUGUUUUGUUUUACUGGCUGGCAGGUUGUCGCCCGUCUGCCGGUGCGUUUUUCACGUGGAUAGCGUGGCUGUAUCUGAACCUGUUGGCCGCUGAGGGGAUAGUCAUCCUGUCUGUGACCAUCAUCCCCAACUUUGUCGGCGCGCUGGUGGUCACAGCUUUGUUGAACGUCCUCGCCUUCGCGACUGCGGGGACCUUAGUGCCACCGGCGAAGCUGAACGCGUUCUACAAGUAUGGCUUUCAUUACUGGAACUCGCAGGGCUAUGUCUUCCAGGGUAUGAUGGUCACGCAAUACCCAUCACUGCCGGGCCAAUGUCAUAUUGACGGGGGAGCGGUGUUGGACCUGUACGGGGUUGGUACGGGGGAUCAGGGGCGGAAUGUGGGCAUCGUGGUGGCGAUUAUUUUGGGUUACAGACUGGCUGCUUGGGCCUUGCUGAAGAUGCGGCGGUAA
Molecule: messenger RNA, 1731 nt
Organism: Dichotomopilus funicola
Lineage: Eukaryota; Fungi; Ascomycota; Sordariomycetes; Sordariales; Chaetomiaceae
Product: P-loop containing nucleoside triphosphate hydrolase protein
Exons: 4
Coding region: 1-1731 (576 amino acids)
Cellular component (GO): membrane
Molecular function (GO): ABC-type transporter activity; ATP hydrolysis activity; ATP binding
Source: RefSeq, a predicted model, not a curated record